AUGCAUCAAAUUAAUCGAAUUCAUUCAAUUAAAUCAUUAUUAAAAUUGCGUCUUUAUAACACCGCAUUUACAAAAAAAGAGAAAGUUAUUCGUUUUUAUAGCAAUAAAAAUAAUUUAACUUCAUUCAAAUUAGUAUAUGAUAAUCCAAAGAUUAAAAAUAAUUUAACUUCAUUCAAAUUAGUAUAUGAUAAUCCAAAGAUUAAAAUUAAUUUUUCUAAACAACAACCUCAAAUAAUUUUAAAAAGAGGUUUAAAUCAAGAUACUAAUGCUGCGGGUGUUUGGGAUCCUUUUCCCGAUCCAUUUCAACCGAUUGUAGAAAAAUCUGCUGAAACUGCAUUAGAUGAGCAAAAUAAUCCGAAAUCGAAAAAAAAGUACCCUGAUAAUAAUAAUGAAAAAAGGAAACGAUCAUUUCUAUCACCUCGAGUCAUGGAUGCUGUAUUGACAACUGUAAUGGGAUUAGCUGCUGUUGGUCUUGGUGGUGUAUUUUAUCAAGCAUGGUACGAAUGGAACGAAGCUCACCAAGUAGAAUUGGCGUUCAUAAAACCUGCACCGUUAGUAAAAAGUAGAACAGGUGAUGAAUUCUUCAAAAGAGAGGAAACAAAACAAAUUCGUGAAGUGGUAGAAGGUCGCGCUCCCGGAAAAUACUUUUUAAUUGUAGGUGAACGAGGAACGGGAAAAACUCAAUUAAUUUUAAAUGCAAUGGAUAGAAUUAAACAAUAUGGUGUUGUAUUUACUGAUGCACAUUCAGAUAAUGAAAUUUUUAAAGUUAGAUUGGGUAAAGCUUUAAAAUAUACUUAUAGAGAAGAUUACGUUGGUCAGCUUUUUGCAAGAGAAGCUCCUGAACGAGGCUCUGCAUUACUUGAUGUUGAAAAAGCUUUAAAUAUGGUAGAAGCAGUUGCAAUAAAAUAUUCUAAAAGACGUGGUCGCCCAUUAGUUCUUGUUAUCAAUAACAUUCAUACACUUAAAGAUGACGAAGAAGGUGACGAUCUUUUAGAAUUAUUACAACAACGUGCUGAAUCAUGGGCUGCUACUAAGAUUGUGACAAUGAUAUUUAAUACCGAUGACUAUUUAACACACGAACGCAUGAAGAGAGAUGCUUCUCGAAUGGAGGUUAUAAGAGUAAGAGAAUUACAAAAGGAAGAGGCGGUAGACUUGUUAAAAGCAAAACGAAAAAACGAAUCUGAAGAAUACCUGAGAGAAAUUGUUGAUCGAAUUGGUGGUCGUCUUUCCUAUAUUGAUAAAUUAGCCAGAGAACCUGACAUUUCUGCAACAGUUGAAAGUUUAAUAGAUGAAGAACGAACUUGGAUAAUUAAUCAAAUAGGUCUAAUUCCUGAUUUUGAAGAAAGUGCUUUUGAUGAUCAAAAAUAUGCUUCAUGUGCUUGGAAAUUAAUUCGUGAAAUUGUAAAAUCUGAAAGUAAUUCUGUUAAACUAAAUGACGGCAGAAAAAUUACUGGAAACCCAAAAUGGAUAGAAAUGAUGGAUCAUGAUAAUAUUAUUAUGAUUGAUGAACAUCAAAAUAUUAGAGCUGAUUCAAAAAUUUUACUAAAUUUAUUUAAAGACAUCGUCUCUGAAGAUGACUUUGAUGAGACAUUAGACAAUGUUUGUGAAAGAGUCGAAGAAGUUGAUAAAGAACAAAGAACGAGGGAAUUAAUAUGGAGUAAAAAGAAUGACCAAGUGGUUAGAGUUGGAAAACCUAAUAGAAGUUGGUUUUGA
Molecule: messenger RNA, 1713 nt
Organism: Dentiscutata heterogama
Lineage: Eukaryota; Fungi; Glomeromycota; Glomeromycetes; Diversisporales; Gigasporaceae
Source: the annotation of a GenBank genome assembly